AGCCCCUCGCCAGCCGCCGCCGGAGCGCAUGGAGGGGACGGCCGCCGGGGUGUGCUCCGUUCUUUUCUUCCGCUUUUCUCUCAUCCUGGGGAGCUCCGUCUACACUGGAACAGGCACCAAUUACUCCGGUCUAUAUCAGCAAAGCAUCUUGCCUUGUAAGAAAGAAGAGCUGCAGUGUGGCGACGGGCGUUGCCAUUUCAACUGGCUGCCUUGCCACUACAAGAAGGACUGUGGCACGGGCUACAUGUCCAUCCAGAUAACAUGCUCAAACAUUCACUUGAACCAGAGUGGUCCCAUCAGCAAGCUUUCCCACUACACCGAACACAGCGGCGACUCAAAUUUGAUGGGCUCUUCUGUGAUGGUGGCCGGCAUGGUGAUUGGUGUGGUGCUGUUCCUCUCCUGCGUGACCAUUUUCAUCGGCAGCCUGCGGAAAGAUAGACAGUUACGGCAUCCCCACCUGAGGAGGGACGCCAGUUACACUCCGGAUGGCUUCUCAUAUGGUGGCUCUGUCGGAGAACUAAGAUCCAGUUGUAUCGAUGAGUUCCCGCCAGUGUUGGAUUUCAGUUCUUAUGUGGAGACCUUGUCUCAGGUGAACGUCAUGCAUCCUGACUCCCCUCCACGCUAUGAUGAGUGCGUAGGACCAGGAGCAGCACAAAUUUACGUUCCUACGGAUGACCCUCCACCUUACUCCCUGACCGACCCUUACCAAAGGAGUGACUUGGCGAUAAACAUUCCUUCGGGAGAGGAAGCAACUCCAGGGAUGACAGAACAGGCCGCUGAGUGCAGGAUCGGACUGCGAGACCCUCAGCAGCCCAUCUCUUCCAUUUCCUCGUCCUCUCCGUUUACAAUGGAGGCCGCCCCUCCGUACGAGACCGUUGUGGGCCAACAGAAUGUCCCCAUUCCCUUAGUUCCCCUGGAAGUAGUGAAAAAUUCUAGAGAGGACUAUCAAAACCUUUGCAACAGAAUAAUAUAAAAGGAAACGGGGGCUUCUGAAGGAACCCU
Messenger RNA from Euleptes europaea (tarantolino), 1002 nucleotides. It is a transcript of the gene BEAN1, whose product is annotated as brain expressed associated with NEDD4 1. The record is from RefSeq and is a predicted model, not a curated record. The coding region runs from base 29 to 973 and encodes 314 amino acids. The transcript has 6 exons. Lineage: Eukaryota; Metazoa; Chordata; Lepidosauria; Squamata; Sphaerodactylidae.